GUGCACGUAACUAUCGUUGCCUCAGCACUCACUGUGACUCAGAGCCAAACCUGGCUAAGAAGCGGAUAAAGCGACACCUCCUAUCAGGAAGGCCGCAAAGGUGAUGAAAGCUUGGCGGCCGUCGAACACGACCUCCCCGCGGGCUCCCGUUACUUGUACCGCUGGCCUUCCCGUUCUAGCCAGCGAUAAAACACACCCGUAUGCAUACCCUAACAUUCACGUACAUGUAUACGAUGCUAUCAAACCCAACAUGGUUGAUGUUGAGUCGAGCGAUGAAUUUUCACCAGUGAACUGUGCACUCUAUGCUAUAUCUACUAGCCCACUCCGCUAGCCCGCGUAUAAGGUGCGUUUCGGUACGGUGAACCUUGUCACUUUUAGCAGACGACGGCGCAGAAGACAACUAAGAUAACGUCCUGCCAAUAGUAACACAUAGCGCUGGAAGGGAAGGGUGACAGCUCGCGGACCAAGCAAGCAUCAUUGAAGCAAGCGCUGCACGAAGUAUCUGUGAAAAGGUGUGAGUGUCUCCGAUAAAUAAUCCCACAUCGGUAACUCUUGCGUGUGAAUUCGACGCUAGCGUAGUAUAAACAUGGUGACUACUAAACUAGUGAUAAAGAAGAGACUGAAGAGCUAAAUAGCAACAUCCGAGAUCGCUCCCAACGUCACUACGCACAACGCCUGGAGCCUUGGAGGUGGUUGGUCAGGGAGAUUCGGCCAGGAGGUGGUUGGUCAGGGAGAUUCGGCCAGGAGAAGACUGAAACCUACAUUCACAGUACAACUACUACAAGCUUAUCCGAAGAACAUGUAUCAUCGGAUCGGAAGCAGCAGCAUGCAGUGUAGGCGAAAAUGAGAACGUCACGGUUCAAAUGGCAACCUCACAGGCGAUCAAAAGACCCAUGAAGUGCAUCCUGCCCGACAGCUUCCCAAUCCGUUCGUGCACAAGGACAAAUCCGAAGUGAAAGCGGAAAGUACGGAGUCCCCAGGUGCGCUGCGAGCUGCUGGCCAUUAAUCGCUAGCGGAUGUGGAGUACGCUACAACUCUCCGACGUCCCACUUUCGAAGAAGUAGCUAGGUCGUGCGCGAUCUUGCUCGAGUGCUCCUGCAGUAUGGGCUCGGGGCAUAUCACAAUGAAAGACUGCAAGGGCCGUACUACUACCAGCAACACCUCGAGCGCUUUUGGACAACAGGCUCGACAGCAGCAGAUCGGUGGUUUGGCGGACUGCUUCGACUGGAGCGCCAUGGCUACCGACAAGGGCAGCACAGUUGUUGCAAUUCCACCCCAUUAUUCUUUACCACAUUCCUUCAGUGCAAGUCGCCUGGAAACCUUCUCUGAUGAAGCAGAAGAGCCCCGCAGUAGCCUGAGUCUCAGCACCAGGCAGUGCAAGCCUACUAACACAAACCCACCGGCCGUGCCACCGCGGCGAAGCUCUCUGGACUCGUCCAUGUUCACCAUGACCAACAAGCACAACUCGUUCCCGCGACUGCAGCGCCCGCCCAGUGCAACGCCACACCGGGUGUCGGAUGAAAUCGUCGAAACACUAAAGCAGAUGCCACAGCACCGGUGUGGACGGCACGAGGAGACUCCUGCCCUCGCUGUUCGACGUAAUCCAACGGAGAGCACUCCGGUACCGCCGGAGAUACCCAAGAAGGGAGGAAAGAAAAUCCUGAAGCGAAUGAUCCCGUCACGGAGAAGCUCCCGGCAGAAUCCACUACCAACUUCAUUGACUGCUGCAUCAUCUACGUCCAUCAGUAGUAUAGUUAGGAAUCAGGAGACCUCCAUCGACGGUGAUCUACCCUCUCCAAAGAUGUCUACAUUCCGUCAUCAACCUACUGAGAGCCCAGCGGAAAAGGCACGAUCAGAAGCUCAAAAAUCUGCCACACUGCCAACGAAUGCUGAUCGACUGGCCACACUGCCAAAGAAUGCUGAUCGACUGGCCACAUUGCCAAUGAAUGCCGAUCGAGUGGCUUCAAGAAAGCAAAGUGAAUCAAUCACAUCAGUUGAUACUGUUGGACAAGAGUUGAGACAAUCUGUUACUUCCCUGCACUCAUCCGAGUCAACACAGUCUUCUCCAUCCUGUAAGAAAGUUAUCUUCGGUGCAUACCAGCAGAAACCGAGGCGUGAAAGCACGUCGCUGAGCCGGAAGGAAGCCAAGCUGGCUGCCCUGCGAUUGCUAACACUCAGCAAAGCUUACAAAGCGGCCGAGUCGGGCGACUCCAAAACUCUGAAAAGUAUCUUUGAAGAUGGCUCACCCGGGUAUGAGUUGUCAGUGACCGAUCGCAAUGAAUCCACGUCCACUCUGCUCCAUGUUGCUGCGGACCAUGGCAAUGUCGACUGCAUCGACGUUGUGUUGGCAGCUGCGCCAUCACCGCACGAUGCUACAACUCUUGUGGAUAGCGAGGGAAGAACCCCAGCCAUGGUCGCUCUUGAGGGUGGACACGUGGACUGUCUGAAAAGACUGGUGAUAGCCAGCAAUGGGGAUCUGGACACGGACGAAUGUGGCAACACCUUGUUACAUCAUGCAUGCUAUCACGGCAAGCACGCCUGUCUGCAAUUCCUCAUGGAGUACACCAAAGAACAUGACAAGGACAUCAACGACUUUAGCAACGACAAAGGGGUGACACCAGCACACGUGGCUGGUCAGCUUGGCCACAUUGAAUGUCUCCGCGUCCUGGUCGAAGGCAAGGCCGACAUCAUGCAGAAUGAUGAGGACGACCUGAGUGCACUGGACUGGGCAAAGAAAGAUGGCCAGACCUUGUGCCAGCACUAUCUGAUGACAAUCGAGUCAUGCUGGUCGCUGAACGAACAGCUGGAGUCAACGCAGGAGCAGCUGGAUAGGUCUGUUCAUGAGAACGCCUCGCUACGCGUGCAGCUCGCUGAGGCACGCCAGAGCAAGGAGUCGGCGCAAGAGGAAGUGCAGAGAAUCACGCAAGAAAGCAGCGAGAGGCUGUCACACGUACGGCAAGAAUUCGUCUCCAUGAUCACCAGUAUCUUUCAACAAGUCAACAAGAGCACGCCCAGCAACCACGGCACUACAGGAACGCUCCCACACUCCCAUGGAGGGCAGCAGCUUGCUGGUGGCUUGCGUGGCUCGGCAUCGCAAGAUAAAUGGAAAUCAGUGUCACUUCCACGGCCAACCAGCCGGGACACAAUGCCGGCUACAAGCCUAGCAGCAUUCAAGUCACUGUUUGAAUUCAAGGAUGAAAGUGACGACAGCUCAGACAAUGAGAGUGAUCAAGAGAAUUUGCCGAUAUUUAUGCACUCCAGCUCCUCUAAUUCAUCUGCAUCCAGUGCACGCGUGCAGAACCUAAUGGCAAAGACAAGAGAGCGAGUACGGGUCACGCGCAGUGUGUCCUCCGAAGUCAGCACAACGGAUCAGAGCGGAGACUGGGUGCCAGCGGCAACAGCAAAAGCAUCGCCACCGCAUCGGCAGACCGCUGUCUAGUUGCUCCCGGUGCUUCGCCUAAAAUGUUCUAGGAAGACAAUAUGUUGAGCACUUUAUUGAACCCUCCUUUGAAAGACAUUCAGCUUUACAACGGACUUUGUAGGUGAAGAUGAUUGUGUAUUUAGCCGCAUAGCUAAAAUAAAUUUAAGCAGGCCAUGUUGACCUAAAUUAAUUCUCCCUGAAGUCCAGACACAGUGCAAUCCUCCCUACCAAAGUAAGCCGCCCAAAGUAUCUCUGCUUUCAUCACCCUUUCCUUCUCUAUCUUCCCAGUGUAUGGCAUACCAUGCUGCAGUGAUUACAAUCAACAUUAUUUUCCAUUGACAAAUCACCAUGCUCAUAAUCAUGAUCAAACUCAAUCGUUAUCAUAUGCCAGCAGCUGGCUGGAAGCCCAGUGCAGCUCUUGAGGGCAACAUAUUAUUAAAAAAUAGUUUCUAUGUUUCUACGUUCACCUAGCUGGCAUAAAGCAGCAGCGAACAACAGCUCAAACUGCGGAGCACUCUGCUCUUUUCUUUUAUGAUCAUUGCUCCAUU
Sycon ciliatum is the source of this 3969-nucleotide messenger RNA. RefSeq names its product synphilin-1-like. The record is from RefSeq and is a predicted model, not a curated record. Gene Ontology annotation, molecular function: ubiquitin protein ligase binding. Bases 1103 to 3439 code for a protein of 778 amino acids. The transcript has 18 exons. NCBI's taxonomy places the organism in Eukaryota, Metazoa, Porifera, Calcarea, Leucosolenida, Sycettidae.